This is a messenger RNA of Menidia menidia (Atlantic silverside), 1068 nucleotides long. The record is from the annotation of a GenBank genome assembly. Lineage: Eukaryota; Metazoa; Chordata; Actinopteri; Atheriniformes; Atherinopsidae.
AUGGCAGCGUGCAGUGUGGAGGAGUUGUUAGCUAAAGCCGAGAAAGAGGAGGCUGAGAAACUGAAAAGUAUCUCUGUCCAGAAAGAGCUGGACCUGGAAUUUGACAUCGGGAACCUGCUCGCUUGUGACAAAAACCGCAUCGAGUCCCGGGACUUCAGAGAAAAGAAGAAGGAGGACUUCCUUCGGUCGUUAGCGCGUGACAACACGCAGCUUCUCAUCAAUGAAAUAUGGAAGCUGCCCACUGAGAGGGUAGAAGAGGCGAUAGUAGCCAAACUGCCGGAGCCCACGACCCGGCUGCCAAGAGAGAAGCCUCCCCCGAAGCCCAAACCUCCAACUAAGUGGGAGCAGUUCGCCAAGCUGAAGGGCAUCCAGAAGAAGAAGAAGACCAAUCUGGUAUGGGAUGAAACGGCCAAGGAGUGGAGGAGGCGCUGGGGCUAUAAGAGGGCCAACGAUGAAACCAAGGACUGGCUGAUCGAGGUGCCGGAAACCACAGACCCAAAUGAGGACCAGUUUGCCAAACGCAUCAAAGCCAAGAAGGAGAGGGUGGCCAAAAACGAGUUCAACCGGCUGAAAAACAUCGCCAGAGGACAGAAGGUCAAAGUCCCCGGCGUGGGUCUGCUCCCCAAAGCCCAGCAGUCCAGAGACGAGCUGGCCAAAGCUGUGAGCGUGGCCAAAAGCUCCACGGCGUCCGUGGGGAGGUUCCAGGACCGCCUGCCCAAAGAGAAGCCCCCCAAGAACACGGGCAAGAAGAGGAAGUUCGAGCCGCUCAUCGGCGACUUUUCCAACGAGAAACAGAGGCAGCUGGAGCUUCUGAGAGUCCUGGACAGCAAGAAGCCCAAGCUGGACAUCACGAAGGCCGUGAACACGCAGAUGAGGGAGGAGGACCGAGAGGAGGCUGCGGCCAAACGGAAGAAGGGAGCAGGGAAGAAGGGGCGGAAGGCCAACACGGGAGGGAAGGGCGGAGGGAAGGCCGGAGGCAAAGGGAAAGGGGGGAAGGCAAAGGGGGGGAAAGCGGGAGGAGGAAAAGCCGGGGGAGGAAAGAGGAAAGGCAAACCUGGGAAGCGCUGA